GUUCGUUUCCACGAAUCGUACGCGUUUAUAAACUUCUCCAAUCGUGAAACAUUUUCACUCGCCACGGAAAUGGAUGGAGACACGUACGCGAGGAUGACUUUCCAAUGAUCGCAAAAAGUGGAUCGCGGUAGCUGGACCCAGCGGAGAAGUGGAACCAGUGGGGGGGAAAGAUGGUGUACAGAGGCAGUUUACAAACCGACGAUCCCAGGGAUGCACCCAGGCUAGUCAGGAUGUCACCGCUGAGAACCAGUAGGCCAACCAAUCCUGUGUCCAAUUCACGAGCAGCUUCCUCGGUUAAUAGCCCGGUGUAUCACGGUCCGUUUGUGUCAGCAAUCGACGUUCAUCGAGCCAAAUUGAUCGAUGAAAGACGUUUGGCCCGGGAAAGGGACAUCGUGUCCAUGGAGAAGGUUAUUAUGAGAACAACUGGUCUCAAGGUUGGCGCACCAAGGCUACGGAACAUCAGUCAGAUACGAGACACCGUGUUCGUCGAUCCUGCGCUGAUACCGAUGGAGAAAAUCGGUCGAACGGAGAAAGAUCGACCGAGAACUAUAGCUAUCGACGGUUCGAGUAGAUCUGUCAGAGCACCCAGCUCUAUGCUCGCCGAUUUGAAGGAUCUAGAGAGACUGAGAAACACUCCACCAGCUCAAAGGUGUCCCAGAGUCGCGACCAGGAACGAGAUAAGGUCGUCGGUCGCUAAGAAAACGGAGAUCUCGAGUUCGGCGAAGAUUCGAUCGGAUAUCAUCAAGAUACAGCAGAUGUUCCAAACGCCGGACAGCUCGCCCAGGGCGAUGGUGAAAUACUCCAACGAGAAGAAACUGGAGAAGAGGAGCGAGCACGAGAGGAGAGCCGGUACGGAAAUUAAUAAAACGAGAUUACUCGCUCAGAAGCUGUUGGAGGCUUCCAGGAGCAACCGGGAGUCUGUGAAAGAUCGGUACAACAAUCCGAGGAAUGUCCCGCACGUGAAACCGGGUAAAGACGUGAACAGCAGGGUGUCGGGCAAGGCGUGCACGCAAAAGAACACCGUGGAGGCUAAACAAUCGGAGAAAGGAAAAAAUGUGGCGGCGACGUUAGAGGACGCACGCCCGCAGCCUCCGGCACGGAAACGAAGGGAAUCGAAGAACAGAGGCGGCGGUGACGCGAAUGGAACGGCAAGCGACGACGCUAGAAAGAACGACAAUCAACAGAGCUUGAGAACCGUGGAGAUCGUAGAGAAGGGGAUUGAAACGUCGUCCAAUCACGGCAACCGUUCCAAGUUAGACGGUACAACGGCGAUCGAAUCCAAGACGAAAACGAAGGAGCUCGACAGACCGGAUAUCCUGGACGGAUUGCUCAAGGAAUCUGAUCAGCAACUGGCUGAUUUGAAGACCGAUCUGCACGAGAGAAGAAGAUCACGGAGCCAUUGGAGAGGAUUCGUGCAAUCUAUGAGGCUGCACGACGUCGAACUUCACUCGGACAGCGAGGACAGUCGCAAAGACCUGAAUUUAUGGAACAAGAGCAUCAGCCAACGAUGGAGGAAACUGAGAAGAAGGUGUUCCGUGCAGGAGACCUCGGAGCCUCAGGAAGCUCUGAUACAAGGUGGAACGACCCAGGGGGUUAUUCAAGCUGUAAGGUCCAGCCCGGCUAGCAGGGAGUCCUCUCCAGCUGCCAAGAGCCUUCAGGACGGCAGUUCGCCCAAGAAAUUGCUACAGACUAGCUCUCUGAGAUUGCCAGGUACCACCAAGGGGAUAGCCGACAUUCAACACGUUCUACGAAGCAAAUUCAGCAAGAUAAACGCUGGUAUCCGUAAAAGGAAGGCUCUGAGCGUGACGGAGGUGUUCUCGCAGAAGGACAACUCGUCGAACUUUUACGUACCAAGUCCUUUAACUUCCUCUACAAGCCAGAAUUUCGACGGCGAGUACGAUUCGAGCGAGCCUACUUCCCUUCCGCCCUAUCCUUUCCACGAUAAUCUCGAAACGCUGGCGGAAGGCAGCGUACCAAAUUCUCCAAAUUGCAGCAGCCCGUUGGCCAACGGCAACAAGACGUUCACGUACUCUCAGAGCAGCAGCGCUUACGGUUCACCGGUUCUCAGCCACGAGCAAAGCCCGAAGGACGUCUACGAGAACGUACUGUUCACCACGUCGUCGCCUGGAUGUUGUCCAAGGACCAGAGGCAUGUUGCAGCGCAGCAAUUCGGAGAACCGUGAUAACGGCAGACACCAGGAUCACUCGUACGAGAACGUGCGCUUCCAGAGGGGCCACAGAGCGGAGUUAACGUUAUCUGUUACGCCGCACGCGGAGAGGCAUCUGGCUAGAAGCAAUUCCGAGACGAGGGAUCAUCAUUCGUACGAGAACGUACACUUUCAGAAGAACUCGAAGCCGAAGAAUCAGUCGGAACCGUCGUUCGACGAGAUUCAUAUACCCAGGGUGACGCCGAGAAAACGGAUGACAGAUUUCAAAGUUGGCGGACAGGUGAACAAUUAUUCCAACGGAUCUGGUUCACCUUGUAUGAAUAAAGAGGACGGACCGUCUAGUCUGGGAGCUGAAAAGAGUCCUGGUAAAAAGACAACGAGACGAAUGAAUAGCAGAAGCGUGGCGAAUAUUCCAAGUUCUUCUGGUGCCGGUUUGAAGACCUGGCAAGGUCCACAAGAUACGGACGAAGGCCUGAAUACCGACUCGGAACUCGAAGACAUCGACGAAGCUGGCGAGGGUGAAGAGUCGAGAUUCUGCACCCUACCAAGGCCUGGCAAGGGUGGCGCGUCAUUCACGAUACUGACAGCCAGAUUUCUAAAGGGUCCUGGCCACAAAGGACUCGGUUUCAGUAUCGUCGGUGGUACAGACAGUCCUCGAGGGAAUAUGGGAAUCUACGUGAAGACGGUCUUUCCUAAUGGCCAGGCUGCUGACCUGGGAACUGUCAAAGAAGGGGACGAAAUUUUAUCGAUAAAUUCGAAACCUCUUCACGGUAUGACGCACGCCGAGGCGAUCGCCGAGUUCAAGUCCGUGAAAGCCGGAGACGUGGUUCUACAUGUUGGACGUCGCGUGAACAGGAAGAAGAGGGACUCUCUGACGUUGCCGCCCGUUGGUCCACCGCCUCGUCAGCAAGUCAAAUGAACCCGUUGAUCUCUCCCCUUAUCGCAUUCCACACGUUUACGUUUCUACGUUGCAUUCGAGCGCUCCAGAUGCUCGCGAGAAUCGAAGGUCUCGGGCUUUUAGGAAGGACCGUAGCAUAUGCUUCUGCAGGUGCUAUCCUCGUCUAUGCAAUAUCGUUUAUUAUUGCUGUGUACAACGGAAGCGAGACGGCGUUGAUCUCGCGUCACCAUCG
Molecule: messenger RNA, 3297 nt
Organism: Habropoda laboriosa
Lineage: Eukaryota; Metazoa; Arthropoda; Insecta; Hymenoptera; Apidae
Exons: 6
Coding region: 171-3086 (971 amino acids)
Molecular function (GO): protein binding
Source: RefSeq, a predicted model, not a curated record